AAGAAAAAUAAAAGAAGUCGUCUCUCUCCGUUUCUGAGAUCGUCGUCGUCUGCAGAUCACUCAAUUUUCUUCUCCAUUGGAGGUGCCAUUUUCCCGUUUCUAGAUUAGGGUUUCGAUCUCAGCUCCCGCGAAUUUUCGUAUACCUCAUCUGUAAUCUACGGGUUUACGUCGUAGUUAGAUCUAUUAUCGCGAGUUUUGGAUCUGCGCCGUGUGAGGCGGCGGCCGGAGGACGGGUGGAGAUCUGAGGAUUCGGUUCCAACAUGAGCGGAAUGAGAGGUCUCUCCGUAUUUAUCAGUGACAUUCGUAAUUGCCAGAACAAGGAAGCCGAGAGACUCAGAGUUGAUAAGGAGCUCGGAAAUAUACGUACAUGCUUUAAGAAUGAGAAGGUUUUGACACCAUAUAAAAAGAAGAAAUAUGUAUGGAAAAUGCUUUAUAUACAUAUGCUAGGCUACGAUGUGGAUUUUGGUCAUAUGGAGGCGGUUUCUCUUAUAUCUGCGCCAAAGUAUCCAGAGAAGCAGGUUGGCUACAUUGUUACCUCUUGCUUGCUCAAUGAGAACCAUGAUUUUUUGAGGUUGGCAAUAAAUACAGUGCGGAACGAUAUUAUUGGUCGGAAUGAGACUUUCCAAUGCCUAGCACUAACCUUGGUAUGUUUUGUCCAUUCUGCGUUGAGAUCAUACAGUACAGUGAGUGAAANUCAUGCUGUGCUGUUUGAAGCUCUAUCCCUGGUCAUGCAUCUUGAUGCUGAGAAGGAAAUGAUGUCACAGUGUGUUGCUCUUCUUGGCAAGUUUAUUUCUGUCCGUGAACCCAACAUCAGAUAUUUAGGCUUGGAAAAUAUGACACGAAUGCUGAUGGUAACAGAUGUUCAAGAUAUCAUAAAGAAGCAUCAGUCUCAGAUAAUCACUUCUUUGAAAGACCCUGAUAUCAGCAUUCGUAGACGUGCUCUUGAUUUGCUAUAUGGGAUGUGUGAUGUGUCAAAUGCAAAGGAUAUAGUCGAAGAGUUGUUGCAAUAUCUUAGCACAGCAGAGUUUUCCAUGCGGGAGGAAUUAUCACUCAAAGCUGCUAUUCUUGCUGAGAAGUUUGCUCCUGAUCUAUCAUGGUAUGUUGAUGUGAUCCUUCAGUUAAUCGACAAGGCUGGGGAUUUUGUUAGCGAUGACAUUUGGUUUCGUGUGGUUCAGUUCGUAACAAAUAAUGAAGACCUGCAGCCAUACGCGGUAUCGAAAGCAAGAGAAUAUUUGGACAAAAUCGCAAUACACGAGACUAUGUUGAAGGUCAGUGCUUAUAUUUUGGGAGAGUAUGGUCACCUUUUAGCUAGACAACCUGGAUGCAGUGCAAGUGAACUCUUUAGCAUCUUACAUGAAAAGCUUCCCACAGUGUCGACUCCCACCAUUCCUAUUCUUCUUUCCACAUAUGCAAAGCUUCUUAUGCACACUCAACCCCCGGAUCCAGAACUGCAAAAAAAAAUUUGGGCUGUAUUUAAGAAGUACGAGAGUUGUAUUGAUGUGGAGAUACAACAGAGGGCAGUUGAAUAUUUCGAAUUGAGUAAAAAAGGGGCUGCCUAUAUGGAUGUAUUGGCUGAGAUGCCAAAAUUUCCAGAGCGCCAGUCUUCAUUGAUAAAAAAGGCAGAGGAUGUUGAAGAUACCGCAGACCAGAGUGCCAUCAAGCUUAGAGCACAACAACAGCCUUCAAAUGCUUUGGUUUUGGCUGACCCACAGCCUGUUGAUGGAGCACCCCCACCUUUGAAGGUUCCAAUUGUAAGUGGAAGCACGAACCCCGAGUCAGUGGCUCGAUCUGUCUCUCAGGCCUAUGGAACUUUAAGUAGUAUAGAUCCACAAACUCCAUCACCCGAUCUCCUAAGUGACCUGCUCGGUCCUCUUGCAAUAGAGGCUGCACCUGGAGCUGUCUCGACUGAACAACAUGGUCCCAUAGGGGCAGAAGGAGUUCCAGAAGAAGUUGAUGGUUCCGCCAUUGUACCUGUUGAAGAGCAAACAAGUUCAGUGGAGCUGAUCGGAAAUAUUGCCGAGAGAUUCCAUGCUUUAUGUUUGAAAGACAGUGGUGUCUUAUACGAGGAUCCUCAUAUUCAGAUUGGCAUCAAAGCUGAAUGGAGGGGACACCAUGGGAGACUUGUUCUCUUCAUGGGAAACAAGAAUACUUCUCUACUUACAUCAGUCCAAGCUCUAAUACUACCCCCUGCCCAUUUAAAACUAGAUCUGUCUCCAGUACCUGAUACAAUUCCUCCUCGAGCACAGGUACAAUCUCCACUUGAAGUGAUGAACAUCCGCCCUAGUAGGGAUGUUGCGGUUUUGGAUUUCUCCUACAAGUUUGGUACAAACAUGGUCAAUGCCAAAUUACGCAUCCCAGCAACCUUGAAUAAGUUUCUUCAACCUCUACAAUUGACAUCUGAAGAGUUCUUCCCGCAGUGGAGAGCACUUUCAGGACCACCGUUGAAACUUCAGGAAGUUGUUAGAGGUGUAAGACCUCUCGCUCUUCCAGAAAUGGCGAAUUUAUUCAACAGUUUCCAUGUUACAAUAUGCCCUGGGCUUGAUCCAAACCCUAAUAAUCUAGUGACAAGCACAACCUUCUACUCUGAAAGUACAGGAGCCAUGCUCUGUUUGGCAAGAAUCGAAACAGACCCAGCAGACAGAACCCAACUGCGAAUGACAGUAGGCUCGGGAGAUCCGGCUCUUACAUUUGAGUUGAAAGAAUUCAUCAAGGAACAAUUAAUUACUAUACCAAUUGGAUCUCGAGCUCUAGUUCCAGCAGCAGGGCCAGGACCAGCACCUGCACCACCUGUAGCUCAACCACCUAGCCCAGCCGCUUUAGCUGAUGAUCCAGGAGCUCUGCUUGCUGGCUUACUUUAACUUCAUUGGGGUAAGAGAAUACUUGCAGAUGUGGAAAAAGAUUUUUUUUUUCUCGUGAUUGUAGAAUGUAAUGGCGAAAAUGUGGAAUGAUGGGAGAGUAGAUGUAGGACCGAUGGGGAGUGAAGGAGGGUUGAAUAGAAAAUCUAGUUUUGAUCAUAUUUGUGCCUGUCAUCGGAAGCGGGCGAGUUGAGUUAGCUACUAAAUUUUGCAUUCAUUCUGCACAUUUGUGUUGUGAGGUCAGGUGGUUGUAUCAGCUUGUUCUUGUUCCUAUAUAUUUUCAAUCUGUUUCUCCAA
Molecule: messenger RNA, 3152 nt
Organism: Camelina sativa (false flax)
Lineage: Eukaryota; Viridiplantae; Streptophyta; Magnoliopsida; Brassicales; Brassicaceae
Source: RefSeq, a predicted model, not a curated record